This is a messenger RNA of Dermacentor silvarum, 6680 nucleotides long. RefSeq lists its product as uncharacterized. The record is from RefSeq and is a predicted model, not a curated record. Gene Ontology annotation, biological process: negative regulation of protein kinase activity; protein dephosphorylation. Gene Ontology annotation, molecular function: cation binding; protein serine/threonine phosphatase activity. Lineage: Eukaryota; Metazoa; Arthropoda; Arachnida; Ixodida; Ixodidae.
GCCGCCAGCUCGCCAGGCUCUGCGCUGUCGCCGAGCGAUCAUUAUCCUCCCGUCACAGCCCUUCCUGCUGCUAUGGAGGAGAGGUCGAUUACCGAGUACCUCAGUUCCUAUUCGAAUGUGAACAGCCCCGACAGUCCGGACGACGGGGUUCAGCACCGCAAUGGUCAUCAAGUGGAGCGCACCAUCGACCCGGAGGACGUGGAAGCAGAGGUUUUCGACUGGGUGCUUACCCACCUCGAGCCCAGACAAUGGCCCUUGAGUCUGAGCACUGUCUUGGCAAAGACCGUGGCACACCAGAUGAACACAUCCCUGAAGCUGAAGGCUGGGGGCUACACAGAUGAAGACUUGGCCGUUGGCAGACUUCGAGCAGCUGCAUUGGAGGCACUGGCUGAGCAAUGUGCCCUCUGGAGAGAACAACCUGAACUGGCUCAAGAACUGCCCCACACGCCUGCAGCAUCCCUUCCCGUUUCAGCGCAUGGAGUGCGCAACAACAGGCGCAAGAUGGAGGAUCGCCACCUGGCACUCCCAGACCUCAACUUUGCACUAGGACUACAGGGCCUUCCACAGUGCAGUUACUAUGCAGUUUUUGACGGUCAUGCUGGUGUGGAGGCAGCUGACUACGCUACUGCACACCUUCACCGCAACAUAGCUGCACAGCCAGACUUUGUAACCGACCCAGUGAAUGCUGUACGGGAAGGCUUCCUCCUGACAGACCGAAACUUCCUACAGCGGUCUUCGAAAGAGGGCCUCAAGAGUGGCUGCACGGCUGUCUGCUGCCUUGUGCGUGAGCAGCGACAACUUGUUGUAGGCUGGCUGGGUGACUCGCAAGCCAUCCUAGUCAGGAAAGGCGUCCCCAUGUCCUUGGUCAACCCUCACAAGCCUGAGAGAGAGGACGAAAGAAAGAGGAUAGAAGAACUAGGAGGAAUGGUCCUGCUGAUGGGCAUAUGGAGAGUAAACGGCACACUUGGCGUUUCUAGAGCCAUCGGAGACGCCGAGCAUAAGCCUUAUGUGACCAGCGAACCAGAUGUGAUCAGCAUGGACCUUGAUGGCACAGAAGACUUCCUCGUCUUGGGUUGUGAUGGGCUCUGGGACCAACUGAGCCCUCAAGAGGUGGCUGCAAGGGUGUACCACGCAGUUCUUGACGACCCCGAGAGUGCACCCUACGUGUCCCACACGCUCGUGCAGGGAGCUCGAGACCUUGGCUCAUCCGACAACAUCACAGCAGUGGUUGUCUUUCUGCGUGAUCCUCGUGACUUUGACGCUUCAGUUAUAGACAUUGCGAGCCUGGUCCCAGAGAAAACUGCUGCGAGCGAGCUUCCUACACCGCCCAUUGAAGACGCGAAAGAGGCCUUCAAUUCAAGCGAAUUUGAUGCUACCAAGUUUAACAGCAAUGGCUAUGGAGCCCACCUGUUCGAUGCUGAAGCUGUGAAUUCCCAUGCCUACGAGCAUGCCAACGAAAGUGACAUUCUUCAGGUGGCAUCUGAUGUGGUGCAAGGGACAAUCGAAACGGCACUGCACAGGGUCAACGAAGACGUCAUUACUGCCGGGCAAAUUGUCGAUCAAGUGCACCUUCUUCACACUGAAGAGAGUGGAAAGUUCCCAGAUUUGCCUGAGCAAUUUCACGGUGCUGUCCCUGCUGAUGGUGGUCUUGAGGACAAGUUUGAUCAGCCCGAUGGUAUCUCGCAUGCGGCUAAUGGAUACGGCGACAUGCCAGUGCACCCCGCUGUGCACCACAACCCAUUUGAUGACGAGGGCUACGGGCAUGACCUUGAGACAGCCGAUUGCCUUCAGAGCUCUGCAAUUGCAGCAGCACUCGAAGAAAGUGGCACUGAAAGUGCUGAACAGUUUUCUUCCUUUGUUGAAGGAGCCAAUGAGGCUAGCAACAGCCAACUCGAACUGCCUCAUGAACAGACUUUCUGUACAGCUCCAAAUCUGACACCACAAUACCAGUUUGAUGCUGGUUCAACUGACCAUGAAAUUGAGGCCAGGCAGCCUUCACCGAUUGGCCCAUGUGCGAUGCCUGAAGAUCUACUGCCUGUUGCUGCAGACAUUCCCGGUGCUCCUGUAGAGCCCGAGAUGUUGAGAGAGGCUGAGCUUCCGGAUGAAGGAGUGGAUUUUAGCACUCUUCCCGAGGAUGUCCAGGAGCUGGAGGCAGCAAAAGAGCAAGCUGUACCAUCGGUCGUUCAGGACGAAUGCCUUAGUGCAUUGCCCGAAGACCAACAGGAUUUCAAGCACGCACAUCUUGGCGAUGUGGCUUCUGUUGCAUUGCCAGAUGCCACUGAGCAAGUGGCUGCAGUGGUUGAUCCCAUUCUUGCAGUACAUGAUGCUACUACAUUGGAUGUCGAACAUCCAGAUAACAUCCACGGAGAAAUGCUGCAGCCCGAUAACAUCCACGGAGAAAUGCUGCAGCCCGAUAACAUCCACGGAGAAAUGGUGCAGCCCGAUAACAUCCACGGAGAAAUGGUGCAGCCCGAUAACAUCCACGGAGAAAUGGUGCAGCCCGAUAACAUCCACGGAGAAAUGGUGCAGCCCGAUAACAUCCACGGAGAAAUGGUGCAGCCCGAUAACAUCCACGGAGAAAUGGUGCAGCCCGAUAACAUCCACGGAGAAAUGGUGCAGCCCGAUAACAUCCACGGAGAAAUGGUGCAGCCCGAUAACAUCCACGGAGAAAUGGUGCAGCCCGAUAACAUCCACGGAGAAAUGGUGCAGCCCGAUAACAUCCACGGAGAAAUGGUGCAGCCCGAUAACAUCCACGGAGAAAUGGUGCAGUCCGAUAACAUCCACGGAGAAAUACAACAGCUUGACCACUGCUAUAGGGGAAGUGCAACAGUCCGAUCAAAUCCAAGGGGAAAUGCAAUCAAUGCAGCCAUUAGAGUCGCAGUAUGCCCCACUGAACACAUCAAGGAUGGCGCUGAUACUGAAGUAGUGGCGAGUGACCUUGGUUUUAAUCAGCCUCUCAGCAUCCAGUCGGACGACCUUGUGUCCAUUGACCUUAACAGCUCAGCCAUGCAGUCGCUUGCCGAGACAGGUGCACCUCCUCACACAGUAGAUAACGCAUUCGUUUCCGGGACUGCGCAAGAGCCUCGCGAGGAUAUGAGCAUGGGAUGUCAUGCUGAAAGUGAUGCCCGUCAUGAUCAGCCCAUCUGUGAAACACUAGAGAGCCUGGGCACAGAUGAUGCUGAUGACACCUCUUUGGGUGGUUCUGCAGAGUCCAUUGUUGAGAAAGUGGCUGCAGAACCUGUCCAGCAGGAGAGCGCUGUUAUCUUUUGUGAGCUCAAGGAAACUCCCCCUGGAGAGAGCGUUCUUGACCAACAGGUUGGUGAUGGUGAACAAAAAGUUGACAAUCUUGGCUACAACAUUCCUGUUGAGCAGCAAGAACAAGUACCCGUGCAAGCAUACGAUGUUGGGCCCCAAAUUGAAAGUUCUGUGCUUGGUGGCCAAGUUUCAGAGUCUUUCGUUGAAGAUUCUUUUACUAUUCCUACAACUGCUGAGCCCGAAGAACCCUCCUUGCUCUCUGCGGACACUAGACCGCAAGUUGAGCCCCAAGAACCUGCAGCCACUGCCAUAUCUCCAGUCACUGAUGUUGAAAAGCCUUGUGAACAGCCAGAUCAGCCUCUUCCUGAAGCAGUAGGGAGUGUGUGUCUCCAGCCACAGAGUCCUGUGAUUGAGAAGCUUUUGGAGCAGAACUCUGCCACACUUCAGGCAGUGCAGUGCAUGAGCGAGCAAGCAAAAGCCGCAGUUGACGAAACACCUGCUCCUGUUGUUGACAUUGGUGCUAUUCCAGAGAACAUUCCGGAGGCAGAUGGGGUCACGGAAGACUCUGACUCUGAGAAGGACAGUGGGUGGCGAUUUGUAAAACCUGCAGAGCCAUCUAUUUCACCAUCUGGGCUGCUAAAAGAAGCUAGUGCAACUUUGAGCCAGAGUUCUUGCACUGUUGAGGAGACCAUUCGUGGAGAACAGAAGGAAGCAGCCAUUUCUGAGCAAGUUGCAAGCCCUGCUGGAGACGGUGCCACUGAGCCAAAGGCAGAUGCACUGUCUGAUGUGAAGCAGGACUCAUUACCCGAAACAAAAGCUGAAGUUGCAGCCACACACACACAAGGCACAUUGCCUGAACAUAAGGCUAGCACACCAAAAGUUGCUGCCACAGCAAAGCCUUCUCCAGCUGCACAGAAAACAAAGCCAACUGCUAAAGCAUCACCCGCUCCCAAGCCAAGGACAUCUUCCACUGACAAACCUGCAACAAAGUCACUCGCUACAAAGACUGAAGCGUCUGCUAAGACUAUGCCCGCAGCAAAGUCUCCAAUGAAAAAACAGCCUGUUGCUGGCAAACCUGCAACCACAUCUUCAACACCAAAGCAGAGCAGCUCAGCAAACACUACUGCAAAGAAAGAAACGGGCCUGACCCGCAGACCUGAGCCUGCCAAACCCAAACCGUCUGCUUCUAUCGAUAUGCCAGCCAAGAAGCCACUUCCCGCAUCUUCUAGACCUGCUACUGGAACUACGAGGCCCACCUCUGCGACCUCGAAGCCAGUAGAAAAGAGCACAGCUCCAGCAACAAAGGCAAAGCCAGCAUCUGCAUCAGCCACAGCACCUCGCACAAGAACAUCCGUCGGAUCUGCAAUGACGCCUGCUAGCAAGACGGAAGUUGGAACAGCUGAAAAGAAACCUGCUCCAAAGCCGGCACCAACAAGGGCUCCCAUUUCCAGGACUGCACCUAGAACUACGCAGCCUGCCAGCAGCAGCAGCUCUGCUGCACCAAGAGUUGGAUCAAGUGCACCAGCAAGUCGCUCGGCUGCAGCAGCAACUUCAAGGCCAGCAACAUCGAGGGUUGGUAGCACCUCCACUGCUGCCAAGAAGACUAGCGAAGCCAGCCCCGCAGCUGCGAAAACGUCUGCUGCGAGAGUUCCAGCCACACGAGAGGCAAAGCUCAACAAAGAUAGCACCAACCAGCAGCUGGCUGGCACAAGACGAACAGAAACAACUCAAAGAACUGCUGCUGGCAGGACAGCUGCCACAUCAAAAACGGCUGCAACGGCUGCAACAAAAGCAACGGCAACGAGCAAGUAUUCGGCCGUUAGAGCCGUUCCCAAGGGUGGCGCUGCUGCUGCUGCUGCAAAGAAGGCCGCUGCUGCUGCUGCUGAAGCUGAAACCCAGAGCAAAGGAGAGUCGGCUGCCAACUGCAAUGGGACGCCAGAAGAGAAGGGCACCCUGGAACAGAAGGACAACAAGGAAACCUGUGCACCCGGCAGCGAGCCAGUCACCCUAAGCAAUGGCAGCCACCUGGAAUGCGACGAGAUCGCUAAACCUGCUGCCGUUGCAGACAUGCCUGAUGCCCCUGCUGUGGAUGUGUAGUUUCACUAUCUCGACUCUCUACUAGUCAUUCUGCUCUGUCCUGUGCUUUUUUUUUUUUUAAUCUUGAGAUGCGCAACAGUAUUUUUGACAGCUCCUUUUACAACGAAAAACGCGCAGGGACAAAAAAAAGCAUGCAUGCUACAGAAUUAUAGGUACAAGGUCACUCUCAGUACGGGAAGUCUUUGGUACUUGCGCACCUCUUUUUAUGCAUCUUUUCAUUUACACAUUUGAUAGGGUGCAGGUACUGACUGGUGCUUGUGCCAGGAUUUCUUUCUCCCCUGCCUAUUUUACCUAGCGUAGUUGUAUGCAUAGGCUGUCAUGCCCUGUUCUGAAGUUCGUAGUUUUCCUCUUUCUCUCUCGAUGGGAGAGAGAGAUUGUGCCCAGAUGCGAGUGAAUACCAAAGACUGCUCGGAUGCCUUGCAAGCUUCGUUUCUUUUACUCUCGCAAGCCCCUCACAGCAACCACGAAGUUGCGAAGGCAUUCAGGAAGCAGCAAGACAGACUCGCUUCUCGGGCCGGUGUUAUUUAUUUUUGCAUCAAGUGUCCUUAAUGGAAGAAACGGGAGGGGCUUGCCUUGUUUUAUGCUUGCGUGCUUGAUGACUCGAGGACUUGGUUGAAAUGCAAUGUGUUGAGCGAAAGGAACAAGGAGACAUUUUGAUGCAUUUACCCGGCCGCGGUGUUUCCCCACUGGCUUGUGGGUUGGUUUAAUCUGCAGUCGAACCUGAAUAUAACGAAGACAAGUCCAGCUGGAAAGCAUAGCUUUACCAAAUAUGCACGUGUACACAGAUAUUAGUGAAAAAAAUGUUUCCGGUGGUUCACCAAAUUUACAGCAUCGCGUGGCGAAAUAUGUAUAGAACAUAUAUUUCAAGCCAUGUAAAAGCAAGAUAUUUGAUUUGAUUUACUUGUGUCAGAUUUCGUUAUAUGAAGGUUCGGCUACAGUGAAAGCAAUGUUGCUUCUUUUGUUUUAAAUGCUUCUCUUCCAGUUACGAUUCAGCCUUCAGUCUUACUACCCAGCACUCGGUGCAGAUGCGUUACACAGUCCUCUACACAGAAGCUCCGCAGUUCUUUUUAGCAAUGUGUUCAGCUUGCAUGUUUUCUAUGCAACAUUUAUAAAUAAGGUGCACUGAAGUGUUCCGACCCAAUAAACUCUUUGAUAGUACUUUUUAAUGUGGGGAGUGUCCCUUGCCUGCAACUUCGGCAAUUUCAUAUGUUGUCUAUGACUUAUCUAUUUAAAGUAUGUACUGCAUCACCUUCUUUUAGGGACCUCUUUUUUUUUUCUGCGAUACUUUUUACACAUACUUUGCUGAAAUAAAAACAAUUUUAUGAAUA